Messenger RNA from Archocentrus centrarchus (flier cichlid), 1344 nucleotides. It is a transcript of the gene nudc, whose product is annotated as nudC nuclear distribution protein. The coding region runs from base 112 to 1110 and encodes 332 amino acids. Gene Ontology annotation, cellular component: cytoplasm. The transcript is spliced from 9 exons. The record is from RefSeq and is a predicted model, not a curated record. NCBI's taxonomy places the organism in Eukaryota, Metazoa, Chordata, Actinopteri, Cichliformes, Cichlidae. Gene Ontology annotation, biological process: protein folding.
UUCCAGGAAGUGAUCAGCGUGACUCUCACUGCUUUACCUUCUUUCUAACUGAACUUGGUUUUUUUUUUUGAUAUUUUCGCCGCUUCUGAUUUCAUUUCUCAGUCGGGCAUUAUGGGUGAAGAUGAAGAAAAAUAUGACGGCAUGUUGCUGGUUAUGGCACAGCAACACGAAGGAGGGGUCCAAGAGUUAGUAAACACAUUUUUCAGCUUUCUUCGCCGCAAAACCGAUUUCUUCACUGGUGGUGAUUCAGGUGCAGCAGAGAAGCUCGUCAAGGAUGCCUUUGCUCACCACAGCAAGCUCGCACUGAAGGCCCACAAAGAGAAGCAGAUGAAACAAGAGAAGGAAAAGAGAGAGAAAGCUGAAAGAGCAGCCAAGCUUGCAGAGGAGGCGAAGAAAAAGAAAAGUGACGACGGUCCAAGAAUCCAGGAGCUGACCGACGAAGAAGCAGAGAAGCUUCAGACGGAGCUUGACAAGAAAAAGAAGGAAGAGGAGAAUACAGCAGCAGCAGAAGAAUCGUCAUCUGACAAAGCAGAGAAAGAGAAAGGCUCUGACUCUGAAGGAGAGGAGGAUGAGAAGGACAAAGAUAAACUGAAGCCUAAUGCAGGGAAUGGAGCUGACCUGCCCAACUACAAGUGGACACAGACCUUAACUGAAGUUGAUCUGGCAGUGCCUUUCAACAUGAACUUCCGCAUUAAGGGGAAAGAUGUAGUGGUGGACAUCCAGCGGCGCUCCAUCAAAGUGGGCCUGAAAGGACAUCCUCCAGUUAUUGAAGGCCAGCUCUACAAUGAGAUAAAGGUGGAGGAGAGCUCCUGGCUCCUUGACGAUGGCAAGGUGGUUACUGUCCACUUGGAGAAGAUAAACAAAAUGGAGUGGUGGAGCAAGAUCGUCACCACAGAUCCCGAAAUCAACACCAAGAAAAUCUGUCCGGAGAACUCAAAGCUGUCAGAUCUGGAUGGAGAGACGCGUGGUAUGGUGGAGAAGAUGAUGUACGACCAGAGGCAAAAAUCAAUGGGCCUGCCUACAUCUGAAGAGCAGAAGAAACAAGAGAUUCUUAAAAAGUUCAUGGCUCAGCACCCAGAGAUGGAUUUCUCUAAAGCCAAAUUCAGCUGAGGCUUCCUGUCAUCAGAGGCUUCACCCGUAGAGUCACGGUUCAUGUGAGUGACGCCGGCGCUGACAUCAGGCACCAUCCAGCUCCCCCUCCAUCUCUCUGCUGGACCAUGCUUUGGUUGACUUCCAUGUCUUAAGUGCAUAGGUUCAUAUCUAAAUAAGAGUUUGAUAAAUGUAACAGCAGUGUUCUCCCUUUGCAUGUUGUUUCCAUAUUUAAAGAUGUGUCUGGAGUUUUGU